Molecule: messenger RNA, 813 nt
Organism: Trichoderma virens Gv29-8
Lineage: Eukaryota; Fungi; Ascomycota; Sordariomycetes; Hypocreales; Hypocreaceae
Exons: 1
Coding region: 1-813 (270 amino acids)
Molecular function (GO): protein binding
Source: RefSeq, a predicted model, not a curated record
AUGCUUCCACACAACGAAAACGGACGGGUCACUCCCCUGUGGCUGGCGGCAAAGCGUGGAUCUAUCAACAUUGUGCGCCAUCUUCUUACCCUUCCAGAUGUUGACUGGAAUUGGGGAAACAGAUUCAAAGAGGGGCCCCUGCACACUGCGAUCCAAUAUGGUCAAAGACAAUUGGCCCACUUGCUUCUAACGCAUGAAGAUGUUCAAGUCAAUGCUGAGAAUAUAGGAGGAUGGACGGCGCUGGUCUUCGCUGUUGCGGAGGGAGAAGAUGGAAUAGUUGAGCGUCUUCUCGCCAUGGAUUCUGUCGACCCAGAUCAUCGAACCACUACAGGCCGGUCGCCGCUCUUCAUUGCGGCGGAUUGGGGUCGAAGCGCAGAGGUCGUCAAGCUUCUGCUCCAUACCGGAAGGGUUGACGUUAAUCUUAUUCCCCCCAAUACCCCCGUGACGCCGCUCAUCGCUGCCAUUGUUGCCAAUCGACCUGAAAUCGUCGAACUUCUUGUUGCGCACCCCGAUAUCGAUGUUAAUCUUGCGCCAGCCGGUAGUGCAUCCCCUAUCGGCAUCGCAGCUGAAGAGGGCAACCCGGAAAUAGUAGAGAUCCUACUUGAACACCCGGAUACUGAUCCCGACAGAAGGGAUGAUUCUAACGAAGUCCCCCUCUUUCGUGCUGCAAACCGGCAACACGAGGACAUUGUUUCCCUGUUACUUGCUGACGACAGAGUAGGACAGGAAAGUCGGCGGCGGUUGGAGUGGCAGCGAGAAAUGAUCCAGUAUGCUUUUGCGGGAGACACUGAAGCUGAUGAAUAUUCAGAGUAG